Molecule: messenger RNA, 399 nt
Organism: Entrophospora sp. SA101
Lineage: Eukaryota; Fungi; Glomeromycota; Glomeromycetes; Entrophosporales; Entrophosporaceae
Source: the annotation of a GenBank genome assembly
AUGGAAAGUGCAGAGACUUUAUUACAAGCGAAAACUCCAAAAAUUGAUCAUAAUCAAAGUCAACAUACACUUAAUAAUGGAAUUAAUAAUGAAAGUAAUAAAAGUGGUGGUACUUAUUUGGAACAAGGGAAAGUCUACAAGUUUCCAAUAAGUCCAUUAACGAGAUUUUCUGGUCAGUGUGUGACAUAUAAAUUACCAAUUGAAAUAACAUGUUUUAGUUACGAUGGUGAACGUAAAUUACAUCAUGAUGAUAGAGAAUUGGGUGGUGUUGAUAAACAUGUUCAAUCACUUCUAGAAGUUUAUAUCAAUAAUAAUGCUGAAGGUGAAGAUCCCGAUUCUAUUCUUGAAGGUGAUAAUGAUGACAUUAAAGAAUCUGCAGAUGACAUUUUAGCCUCAUGA